AUGUUGUCCCGGGUGGCCCGGUGGUCGGCCGUCUCCCACCUUCUCUAUGUCGUCCUCGUUCUCCUAAUUGCUAUCUUCACCACCAUCUCCUGCGCCUUCCUCAUCUCCCAGGCGGUGCGCCAUGCUCCCAACCAGUCCUUCAAACAGAACAUCAAUGUCAUAAUAGUUGGAGCAUCAUAUGUCGUCCUGCUACUCGUGUCCAUCGCGUUCUGCCUGAAGCGGAGGAUCGCAGUCCACAAGCGUCUGCAGAGGAUCUCGGAGACUUUCCACACUCUGGGCAAGAGUGAUGUCCCUGAGUCCGUCCACAAGUACAUCCAGCAAGAAUACACCCGCGCGUGUCUCAUUGCGUACGAGUCCCGGCCGAAGGGUCUCUCGCAGGACGGGUGGGGCAAGCCCGGAACGGCACUCGACGGUCUGCGCUUCCGUACGGCCCUGCUGGACUCAGUUCGUGUGAUCGACAGUCUCGCCCACGAGGUCAUACCUCGACAUCCGGUGCUGCGUCCUCACGCACGGAUGCUGCACCACUUCCGCUUCAUCAUGCCGCUCAUGAGCAAGGACGAAGACGGCUUGACGCCUCUGCACUAUUACGACUCCGCCAACGAGUUUUUGGUCGGGAUCACGGCGGCGAGAGAGAUCGAGAAUGUGUAA
This is a messenger RNA of Epithele typhae, 648 nucleotides long. RefSeq lists its product as uncharacterized. Bases 1 to 648 code for a protein of 215 amino acids. The transcript is spliced from 5 exons. The record is from RefSeq and is a predicted model, not a curated record. Lineage: Eukaryota; Fungi; Basidiomycota; Agaricomycetes; Polyporales; Epitheliaceae.